This is a messenger RNA of Polyodon spathula (Mississippi paddlefish), 680 nucleotides long. RefSeq names its product dynein light chain 1, cytoplasmic. The transcript is spliced from 3 exons. NCBI's taxonomy places the organism in Eukaryota, Metazoa, Chordata, Actinopteri, Acipenseriformes, Polyodontidae. Gene Ontology annotation, molecular function: dynein intermediate chain binding; dynein light intermediate chain binding. Gene Ontology annotation, biological process: microtubule-based process; cilium assembly. Gene Ontology annotation, cellular component: cytoplasmic dynein complex. The coding region runs from base 113 to 382 and encodes 89 amino acids. The record is from RefSeq and is a predicted model, not a curated record.
GAGGGUGCUCAACAUGAAGGCGCCGCGGGAGGCUCUGCAGUAGCCGUGCUGUGAGUCGAGAGGAGAGACGGUUCACGAGUAUUCAUAACGCUAGCAGGCGAGUAAAGGGACCAUGUCUGACAGAAAAGCCGUCAUUAAAAACGCCGACAUGUCGGAGGAGAUGCAGCAGGACGCGGUGGAGUGCGCUACGCAGGCUCUGGAGAAAUACAACAUCGAGAAAGACAUCGCAGCCUACAUCAAGAAGGAGUUUGACAAAAAGUACAACCCCACUUGGCACUGCAUUGUGGGCAGGAAUUUUGGCAGCUAUGUGACUCAUGAGACGAAGCAUUUCAUUUACUUCUACCUGGGGCAGGUGGCCAUCCUGCUUUUCAAAUCCGGAUAAAGAGACAAUCUUUUAUACUGUAUUUCCAGAAAUAAGCCACAUGUUAAGUGGACCCCCAGUGCCCAGGAUAAGUACCGGAACUCCACUAACCCCUCCUAGGGGGGCUGCCCGUAGACCUUGCAGGAAUUCAUUGUUUUGUUAAAGGUCCAGGGACCCACACAUUCUGUGCUGCUUCCACAUUCUUUGUUUGUUACUGCUAUAUACGUUCAUUUAUCACAUGCCUAUAUUUAUUUUCAUCCAGUUUCUAAAACUAAGCAAAAAAAUAAAAAACAUUCAAAUAAAAACACUUUAAUAUGAA